Messenger RNA from Carassius gibelio (silver crucian carp), 1176 nucleotides. Its product is annotated as dehydrogenase/reductase SDR family member 1. Bases 16 to 969 code for a protein of 317 amino acids. The record is from RefSeq and is a predicted model, not a curated record. The transcript has 9 exons. Lineage: Eukaryota; Metazoa; Chordata; Actinopteri; Cypriniformes; Cyprinidae.
UCUCUGCAUCUGAAUAUGCUAGUUCUCUACUACACAAUGGCACUUUCAGGAUGGAUUUGUGUGGUGACUGGGGCUUCCAGAGGAAUUGGAAGAGGUAUUGCCCUUCAGUUAUCUGAGGCUGGUGCUACAGUGUACAUCACUGGUCGACAGGACAAAACUCUGAAGCAGACAGCAGCAGAGGUGACAGAGAGAGGUGGCCGGUGUCUCCCAGUGGUCUGUGACUCAUCUAAAGAGGAUGAAAUCAAGGAACUGUUUGAUCGUGUCCAGCGUGAGCAAAAUGGUAGACUUGACUUGUUGGUGAAUAACGCCUAUGCAGGUGUACAGAUUAUCAUGGACAACUUGAACAAGAAAUUCUGGGAGGUGGAUCCAGAUAUUUGGGACACAAUCAACAACACUGGACUCAGGGGUCACUAUUUCUGCUCAGUGUAUGCUGCUCGGAUGAUGGUUGCUCAGGGCAAAGGCUUGAUUGUGUUCAUAUCAUCCAUGGGUGGUCUGCGCUAUCUCUUCAAUGUACCCUAUGGGGUCGGCAAAGCUGCAUGUGACCGAAUGGCAGCAGACAUGGCAAUUGAGCUGAAGAAGAAAGGUGUGGUUUCUGUAAGCCUCUGGCCAGGGGCAGUUCAGACAGAGUUAAUCAAUCAGUAUAUGUCUCAUGGCGAGGGUCCUCAGGGAAUUGAUCCUAAAUUAAAGGAGGUGUUCAGUAAGGGUGAGACGACAGAGUUUAGUGGACGAUGCAUAGUUGAGCUGACCAAAGAUAAAAGUCUGAUGUCAAUGACUGGGCAAGUGUUGAUGACCUGUGAUCUUGCUUACCGCUAUGGACUCAAGGAUGUUGAUGGUCGCAGUGUAGUGGACUACACCUCUCUGAAGUUCCUCAUUUCCCAGAUACCCUAUGUGUCCUGGCUGUCCGUAUUCACUCCUUCAUUUAUCAGAGUGCCUCGUUCCAUUCUGAGUCUUGGCAGUGGCAAAUUCUAACAUAUCUCAGUAAAAAGACAGUGCCUAUUAUUUUGCCAUCUUGUCAUUUUUCAAAAAAUAAUUUUAUUCUAAAAUUAUUGCAGUGUCCAUCUUUAAAAAUGAGCAAACUGAAUAUACUCAUUUAACUUGAAAGGGAACAAUUAACCCUGCUCUAGAUGAAUGUAUACUUACUAAAUGAGUAUUGUAAUAAAUACUGAUAUUUUUCAA